CCCCCUCCUCUCUGAGAGCGGCUCCUCUCCUCUGCUCUCCUCAGCCUGGAGUCUGAAACCAGGAGGAACUUUGACCGGGGCUCCAGCUGCUAGUUAGCACCCAGCUAGCUCUCUCCUGGACAGUUUUGAUAUUUGUGUGUGUGUUGUUUCUUAUGCAGAGAGAUGUGGUUUAUUUAUUUACUCAGCUGGUUGUCCCUGGUGAUCCAGAUCUCGUUCGUCACUCUCGCUAUAGCUGCCGGCCUGUACUACUUGGCAGAACUAAUAGAAGAAUACACAGUAGCCACCAGUCGAAUAAUAAAGUACAUGAUACUGUUCUCCACAGGUGUGUUGGCAGCUCUCUAUGUUUUUGAAGGCUUCCCCAUAGUAAUGGUGGGAGUUGGCCUCUUCACCAACCUGGUGUACUUUGGCCUCCUGCAGACGUUCCCCUACAUUCUGCUCAGCUCCCCAAACUUCAUCCUCUCCUGUGUGUUGGUCGUAGUGAACCAUUAUAUGGCCUUCCAGUAUUUUGCACAAGAAUAUUAUCCAUUCUCAGAGGUGUUGGCAUACUUCACCAUCUGCCUGUGGGUGAUCCCCUUCGCCUUCUUUGUGUCACUGUCAGCGGGAGAAAAUGUGCUUCCGUCCACCAUGCAACAAGGAGAUGACGUGGUGUCAAAUUACUUCACCAAGGGCAAGAGAGGGAAGAGGUCUGGCAUCCUUCUCGUGUUCUCGUUCCUCAAGGAGGCGGUGCUGCCCAGCCGACAGAAAAUGUACUGAGGGGCUGGGACUCGGGGUGCAGCCUCUGGGUUUGGAUUUGUGUGUGUGUUUGUGUGUGUGUGUGUGAGUGAGUGAGCGAGUAUGUGAACGUUCAUGGGAAGCAGGAAGGACUGUGAAACAAAAUUUGUAUCCGGAUGGGACUAAAACUUAAGCAGUGGCCAAAAUAGGAAGAAGAAGAGCACAGGAAGAGGACGGACCAAUGAACAGGACAGAGCUUCAUGCUGGAUGAGUUUACAAAGGCCACGUUCGUCUCUCCUUGUCUGUCUUAUGUGUGUCUGUCUGUGUGUUUACUGACUGCCAACAACAUCUACUAGAGACCUCACUGAGGGGGGUCUUCUCUGUAGCGCAACGCUUUCUUAUCGUCACGUUGGACUCCUCCAUUUUUUAAAGCUUUGUUAUGAAAAUGUGUGAGCAGGGUCUGACAUUAACAAACGUAAGCUUGUAAAGUUUGAGUUUUGCAGAUAAAUCAUCACUUUGUUCUUGAGAUGAAUCUGUUAUCAGUUGUUUUAUAGGUUUCACACUUCUACUUCAAAUACACAAAAGUAGCAUCGAAGACAAACUCUUAAGUAGUAAAGACUUUCUCCUCAGAUUAAGGAGUUGAGAUGAAUGAGACAGCACUAAGGUACUCUCUGGCUAAAUCCUGAUCUCAAAGCUUUGAUUUGGUGCCAAGUGAUCCAAGAAAGCUGCGGGCAGGACACCACAGAAGGGCUUAUUGAGAUCACCUACAGUAGAGUGAAGUUGUAAUGAAUCAGCCCUUUAGAGACAUCCUGUUUCAAUUAAAAGGUGUGACGUCUUUAAAGGGAUAAUGCGUUUUUUUAAAGCAGGGUUAUAUGAGGUACUUGUCUAUAGUAAGUGUAUUACCUACAGAUGAUUCUGAUCAGCUUGGCCCUUUAGUUCAAGAACUGGCAUGGAAGCUAGGCUGUCAACCGCUGCAGAUUAGGCCAGUUUGACCACGUAAUGUAGCUACAUUUAAAAAACCCUAACCCAAACACUUCUGUUUUUAUCGGGCUAACUCAGUAAUAGCUGUAAAGUUAGCCGUGAAUUGUGGUGAGGCAAACAACGGACCAUGGGUUGUGCUCGUCUGCGAUAAAAUCAAACUAUGACAGCGGAAAAUGCUCUUUGAAGACGGACUUACAUUCAGCUUUUCUGGUUUUCUGAUUUAACUCCUGAAAAUUGAAAAUCGGGUACAACAGCGGUGUUCAGUAAAACAGGGGAGUCUGGAUGGUGAUGCAGACUGCAGCUGUAUGUGAGCCACCUGUACCCUCUGAUUUAGAAAGGUCCUUGAAUAUGGUUGUGGCCAAGUCCUUCUUGUGAUAGCAGGAGCUCUCAGUUCGUGGGUUUGGGCUCACAGUUUACAAACCUGCACCACCAGGUAACUUGGGAUCUCUCCUGCUCUCCACAGAAGUUUCCUUCCUCUCUCUUUUAGUCUGUUAAGUCAUAUUCUUCUUCUGUACACUCUGAUUAGUAAAGGUGUCCUCUUGUUCAAGAAACGACAUGUCAUCGCUUCAAUCAGAAUCCUUAAUUCCCUUUUGUUUGGUUGUAUUUUUGUCCCUUUCGAAGCUUUUGUGCGGCCGGUGGAAGGACCAGAAAAGUGUGAAAACAAAAUAGCUUUCUGACAGUAAAGGAAUGCUCUUAGAAAUUUAACAUUAACCACCAUUAUUGUUUGGGUCAAAGUUUCGUAAAGAUGAGCUAAAUCACAUGGUAGAGUUGACCUCGUCUGCAGCGGUUGAUGGCGUAGCUUCCAUGCCAGUUCUCCGGCUGGCUUCCCUACAAAGGGGGUUGAGCUGACCACGUUCUCCUUUGAGUAAUACGCUAACUAUCGACAAGGACCUCAUACAACCCCACUUAAAAAAACGAACUAUCCCUUUAAAGCUCUCUGCCUCAGUUCAUCACAUGUAGAAAAGGAUCACUUCUACAUAACAACCUUUAUAAUAUCAUUUGGAUCAUUAACAAGUGGCCACAAAAUCGCACUUUUCCCCCUUUUUGUUUCUUUGUCUUAAGUCUACGUAUUAACGAGUCACAGCGCUGUAGUCUGAAACACACCUGUCCUUUUUUUGACUGUUUUAAAAAAAUAAAAAACCCAGUAAUGACGAACCGUUUUUUUUUUUCUUUUUUAAAUCGAUUGUUGAGUUAACCCAACAUCAAAGUGAAAAACAGCUUUGAAGAUGAAACCUGUGCUACGACUCCUGAAAGCUCACAGGUGUCAGGGACAAAAGCUGCUCAGAGUGGUCGGAUGAAAGAAGUACUUCUACUGAUAAGGCUGAAAUUCUUUUUACCAAUUACUGAGAGCGACUCAUUGUAGGCUGGAAUGCACACAAGUGUAAAAUAAAAUAAAAAGAUUUUGUUGAAAUAA
Molecule: messenger RNA, 3106 nt
Organism: Notolabrus celidotus (New Zealand spotty)
Lineage: Eukaryota; Metazoa; Chordata; Actinopteri; Labriformes; Labridae
Gene: tex261
Product: testis expressed 261
Exons: 6
Coding region: 163-753 (196 amino acids)
Biological process (GO): endoplasmic reticulum to Golgi vesicle-mediated transport
Cellular component (GO): endoplasmic reticulum membrane; Golgi membrane; COPII-coated ER to Golgi transport vesicle
Molecular function (GO): COPII receptor activity
Source: RefSeq, a predicted model, not a curated record